This is a messenger RNA of Hyaloperonospora brassicae, 1362 nucleotides long. The record is from the annotation of a GenBank genome assembly. NCBI's taxonomy places the organism in Eukaryota, Oomycota, Peronosporomycetes, Peronosporales, Peronosporaceae.
AUGGCAUCUUCCAGUCUCAACUCCUCCAUGUGGCUCAAUGUCAGCGAUCCACAUGCCGUCCUGGAUCUCCUCCGCGCGGAUUCCGAACACCGCGCGGCUUUAGCCCAUCGGCGGCAGAAAAAUCGAGAGUCCAUGCAACGCUCGCGCCAGCGCCAACGCGAGCAGUUGCAAUGGCUGCGACGGGCUGUCGCCGACUUGGAACAGCAGUACCAGGCGCUCCGCCAACGUGCAAAAAGGGACGCGGGGAAGCACAUCGACUGCAAUAACACGCGCGAGCGACACGCAAAAGCGCUCGAGCUGCUGCAGCAAUUGGGCGCCGAGAACCUCUUCCUCAAAGCGUCGAUUCAGUCGCAGGCGUCGUGGGAAUUUGACGUUCGACGCGUGCUCGAGACCACAGUGAUGCUCGAUGGCUCGACAACGGCGUGGCACCGAAACACAGCAGACCCGUCAAGUGGGUCACCGCUUCCCAUACAUAUCGACCUCUUGAAUGCCCACGAAGCUGAAGUCGUGUUUGGCCAUCGCGAGCGCUCGGAACGCGACGUGAAGCACGUGAUCCUCCACAAUACACAGGCUGUCAAGCACGUGCAGGUGCAACUCCUCGAGCCGAGUAGCUACGGGAACGGAUUCGAAGUGGAUCGAGCCGACGUCUUCGGAUGGGACGCUCGACGACGUGUUCGAGGCAGCUUUAUGGACUUUGUCUUUACGAAACGGUUUACCACUGCAACCGUAUCGGUCGCAGAGCUCAUGCACAAGACCUGGGCACAUGGACUGCACUUGGACAGCGCACGUGCAAUCGAACGCGACAUCCAGCGACUCGACGUGCUGCAGAAAGUAAACGACAAUGCCUACGUGCUCGGACGUGACGUGCAGUCGCCGGACCAGCCGUCCGUGUUCCGAACGACACUGCUGCACUAUCGGAUGCAAACGACGGGCAAAGUGCCGUUCAAUGGCUCGUCGUUGCUCUCGAGUCGUGCCGAGCGUGUCGAAACCAGUCCGCGUCUACGCGCGAGGGGGUAUGUCAUUGGGACGCAGAGCCUGAAUCCAGCCGCUACUUCCAGUGCCAAACUCUUUCCGGAUCGUGCGGGGAUGGAGCCAUACGCGCCACUUGUGUGGGCCGAACUCGCACUGACGAUUGAAAUGCUGCAAGUGUCCGACUGUGUCACGGGCGAAGAUAAGUACAUGCAAGUGCGGUGGUCGGGUCAAGCGAAUUACGGCUCUUCGAACGACGCACAUCGAAACGCAGCCGAUAUCGUCACGACGGUCAUGCGCUGGGAACUCGGCACCAUCGCGCCCGUGAUUCAAUUGAACCUGACUGUCGAUAGUGUUGAACGAGACGUGACUCACGAGAUGGCGAGUAAAUAA